AUGAGGCAAAAACCAGCUAUACCUCUUCCUGUUCUUUCUUUAAUUUUACUUGUACAUCUAUCUACAGCAAACUUUCCUUCAAAACAUACCUCAAAAACGAAUGAUGUUGUAGAUAACAAAGCCCAAGAAUACUUUGGCAAAUUCGAACAAGUUUUUGGCGUUCAUGCGGCAAAAGGUAAGGCAAACAGAUGGUUAUCGUGGCGAGGAUCUCUUUGCUCUUAAUUAUGUUGAGUAAUUUAUAUAAUAUAAGUUAUUAUAACAUAAUAAAGAUCUUUCGGUAAUUAUGCUAUGUUUUUUUAAUUAGGAAGUUUAUGUAGUCUUUUUUAUGUAAUAGUCGAUGGUGCAAUAAUAUGACUUUGGUUAGGAAAAAAGACUAAGAAAUGUGCUUGUGCUAGUGAGGUAAAGGGCAUGGGCACGGCAAAGCUAAGCAGGGGCUAGGCAAAGAUAAAACAUUGGUACGCUAAAUGGUAGGGUAGAGUAGGGUAGAAUAGGGUGGGGUAGAAUGGGGUAGGGUGGGUUAGGGUAGGGUGGGGUAGGGUAGGGUAGGGUAGGGUAGGGUAGGGUAGAGUAGAGUAAGGAGGGUAGGGUAGGGUAGUUUUUAAUCAAAAUUAUAUCUUUCCAGAACGACCACACCCAACAAGGUACGAUGUAGCAUCACAACGUGAUGCUGUUCGCUACAUGCAUAAACUCUUCACAGCCAACGCAAAACAUCAAGAUUUGGGAAGCAAUUCGAUUAUUGCUGUUUUUCCAGACAAAGGUACGUUUUACUUGUUUCCCUUCGAAAAGUUUAGUAAAUUUAGUAGCGGGCGGGGUAAUUUUUAUUGAAAAGAAGGGGUUCUCAAAAAUUUUUUUUAAUUAGAAAAAUUUAAUUUUUUUUUAAUUACACCUGGCAUUCAUAACCAAAUUAAAUUUUUUUUCUGUGUUGUUUUACCUCGCCCAUCUCUUUACUGUCAGCCUUAAAACUUUGGAGAAAGAAGCCAGCCCAUCCGAAAGCCUAAUUUUGUAAAAACCAAUGUUUAUUUGCAUAAGAUUUAACAUGUUCAACCACUUUCCAAAAGUACUUUAAAACCUUAAGCCUUUGGAAACAAAGUAAUUAGUCGAUUUGUUUAUUUAAUCAAUAAAACGUCAGAUCUCUUGCGGUUUUAUGUUAACGAUGAUACGCUUUUUGAGGUGAUUAAUCGGCAGUCGUAAUCGGAGCGGACAACCGUUGCAAAACCGAAUUCUUUUAGGUAUUAAAAAAUUUGGUCAAAAAAAAGUUUGACUUACCGUCUAACAAUUAGUGUAAAAUACGUUGUUUGUAAGGAAAAAAAAUUUUAAAUAAAACACUUCAAAAUGCUAAUUAUAAUAUUAUUUUAGGUCCAAAAACCACCCUCACCUUCAACAUCUCUCACUUGGACCAAUCUUAUGUCAUUGACCGUGCUGAGCUUCAUCUGCGUACAAGAAAACCCGCUGACCUUCUGAACACUUACAUUGACGUUUCCUGCGCCUCAUGCUCUACAGAAUCUUCUUACCUCAAAGUUAACCCAACAUCUUCAGUUCAUCAACAUUGGCUUAGGUUCGACCUUACUGACCUUGUUGAUGAUGCUCUUCGUAACAGUCGCGGUAAAAUAUCAACCGACCCAAAACGAAUCUACUCUAACAUCAGCUUGCCAUUACCAUGGAAAUCCGCUUUUUUGACUGUAGAGGUCUACAAUUCUACAGUAAUCCAGAAGAAGAAUGAAGUAAAACAUAAGAAUGCCAAAAGGAGACACAAGAGGUCGUUGGAGGAUUACUACAGGUACAUGCCUACCAAUGAUGACAGUGAUGAAAACUCGAUUUUGCGCGGAGAAUACCGUGCUUAUCGUGCUGACGAUUCUUUGGAGCAGUUGAAAAGUCAUGAUGAGACGAUCUUUAAAAGAAACUACAAUAUGGUCAAGAAUGCUGGCCCUAGGAUUCUGCAGAGUCGACCAAAACAGCCGGUAAGACAUCUUUAAGUUGAUUUUGAAUAGGUCUGGGGGAGCUGGCGGAGGGGGGGGAGUUCUUGAUAAUUAAAGACGGGCGGGUUAUUUUGCAAAAAAAAGGGGGGAGGAUUAAAAAUAUUUUUUUUAAUUGAAAAUUUUAGAAAAAGAAAUACCGUAACAAGUUCAGCAAGAAUGAUCCGAUGAUGGGAUUUGGUCAGAACUAUGAUGAGUAUACGACUACUGAAAAGAUACCUUCACUGUCAUUCUUUGACAAUGAAGUGUCAGUUCAGCUGCUGGGACAGGACAAUGGAACCAAAAACAAACAUAAAGUUAGUUUUUACUACCCUACCCUACCCUACCCUACCCUACCCUACCCUACCCUACCCUACCCUACCCUACCCUACCCUACCCUACCCUACCCUACCCUACCCUACCCUACCCUACCCUACCCUACCCUACCCUACCCUACCCUACCCUACCCUACUCUACCCUACCCUACCAUUCCCUACCCUACCUUACCAUUCCCUACCCUCAUUUUCUAUCCUAGCUUUGCAAUUCCCUACCCUUGCCUUGUCCUACAUUGCCCUAUCCUACCCAAACCAGCUUUUGCCUUUCUCUUGCCUUAUUCUUUCGUGACCCUACUUUUUUCUUGUAAUACAGUAUUAUUCAAAUUUCCAGCAAUGCCAACGUCGAGAACGUACCGUGUCGUUCCGUGAGAUUGGUUGGGACAAAUGGAUCAUAGCCCCAAAAGAGUUCCCAGCUGAUUACUGUAGUGGAACUUGUGAAUUUCCAUUAGAACAACAACAUCAUGCUACUAAUCAUGCUCAACUUCAGUCGAUCUUACACACUUUGGGUGGAGAUAAAAGUGACAUACCUGAUGUAUGUUGUGCACCUCAAAAGUUGGAUUCUCUGACGUUGUUGUACUACGAUGAAAAUGGCAACGUUGUACUGAAAAGCUUUCCCAAAAUGGUCGUUUCUUCUUGUGGUUGUGUUUAA
Messenger RNA from Bursaphelenchus okinawaensis, 2936 nucleotides. NCBI's taxonomy places the organism in Eukaryota, Metazoa, Nematoda, Chromadorea, Rhabditida, Aphelenchoididae. The record is from the annotation of a GenBank genome assembly.